AUGCAAAUUGCAAAUAUUAAUGGUUACAUAUAAUUUAGCUUGUGGGGAGAGUAUUAUAUAAGGAGAGCACUUUGAGUGGAAAAAGAGCAAGCCAAUUGAGUUGAUAAGCAUUUAGCAAUGGCAAUGGGUGUGUCUCAAAAAUGGGUUUGUGUGAUUCUUCUUCUCUUGAGCAUUGUCUUCCACUUGAGUGCCCUUACUCUUGGAGAUGACAAGGUUGAGAAAGAGAGGUUUGGCGAAGGUGGGAGCUUCGGUGGUCGUGGUGGCCGUUUUGGAGGUGGUAGGGGUGCUGGUGGAGGUUUUGGUAGUGGUGGAGGUGCUGGAGGAGGCAUUGGGGGAGGAGCUGGAGGUGGUGUAGGAGGAGGAGGAGGGUUUGGAGGUGGUGGCGGCGGCGGUGUUGGUGGUGGGUCUGGACAUGGUAGUGGGUUUGGAGCUGGAGGAGGUUUAGGUGGAGGUGCAGGAGGAGGUGUGGGUGGAGGUGGUG
This is a messenger RNA of Camellia sinensis, 481 nucleotides long. NCBI's taxonomy places the organism in Eukaryota, Viridiplantae, Streptophyta, Magnoliopsida, Ericales, Theaceae. The record is from RefSeq and is a predicted model, not a curated record.